Mya arenaria is the source of this 1585-nucleotide messenger RNA. RefSeq lists its product as uncharacterized. The transcript is spliced from 7 exons. Lineage: Eukaryota; Metazoa; Mollusca; Bivalvia; Myida; Myidae. Gene Ontology annotation, molecular function: zinc ion binding. The record is from RefSeq and is a predicted model, not a curated record. The coding region runs from base 314 to 1585 and encodes 423 amino acids.
UGUUAUACAAUAAUAAUUACUGAAGAAUGUUUUGCUUGUGCGAAUUUUAAUAAAGAAGAGUUUUGCGUGUGCUCACAUUGUGGAUAAAAACGUUCUAAAGUAAUGAUAAAUAAAGCAUGAGGGUAAUAGCAAUGUUAUUAUAUCAUUCUACCUGUAAGACAUCGAAAUAUUGAAUACAAUGUAAGAUGGUUGUACUAUGGUUUUAGUGAUUACAUUUUAAUACCAAUUUGAAAUCCACGCGAUUUUGUGGAUAUAAACUGAAGUGGAUAUAAACUAAUAUUUACAUUUCAACUUCGGUUUUAGAAAACACUUUAUGUUAACAUUUAAUAUGUCAUCAAAUAAAGUUCAGUGCGACAUGUGCUGUAAGGAACAGGCAGUUGGAUACUGCAACACAUGUGGAAACAUUGGUGAAACGUGUGUCGGAAUUCACAACACAGGAAAGAUAUUCCAAACCCACAUUCUGAACAUCUAUGUAAAUGAUGAAAACAAUCGAAUGCAUAUUAUGUUUGAUAUCACAGGAGAGAAAUGUAAACACCACCUAACUGAAAAUACGUCAUUAUACUGUAGAGUUCAUGGAGUAAUGAUCUGUGGUCAAUGUUUUCGUUUGGAUCAUUGUUCAUGUGGUCAUGAGGUUGUUGAUUUGUAUCAAGAGGCAGGGCGUUUUGAUAAAGACCAGUAUAAUGCUAUGUUUGCAACUUUAAAUGAGAUACAAUCUGAAGCUCAGCGCGUGAAGGAAGAAGUUGAUAGUAAAAAAGAAAGAAGUAAUAAUCGUGCGGUUGAAUGCAAUAAAGAAUUGGAUGAUUUUGAAAAUAAACUUAAACGGAAAGUGGAAGAUUCCAUAAGCAGUUUUAGACAGGAAGUGAGUAAUUUAAACGACGAAAUCAUAGAAGCCUGUUCAUGCAUUUCAUCCAUUUGUGAGGAGAAAGUUGCAUGGGCUAUCAAAGAGAAAAGUCAACUCAAUGAGAUUGUGAAAAACUCGUUUUCAGGUCGCUUUUACCUAAUGAACCAAAAUUUUGAAAAGGAAAUUUCGGAGGUAAAGAGACAGAUCAAAGAAGUUGAAUACAAGCGUACGGUUAGACUCUUCCACUUAACGGAAAAUACGACUGCCUUUAAAUGCUUCAUAGAAGACUUAAAGGAUGUUUGUCAACUUCAGGAGGAAGUAGUUGGAAGCGACGAAGGAAACACAUACACAAUGGGGAAAGCAACUCAAGAAAAUCAAGAAACUCGUAAGGAUCUGAUGGAAGCAUUGAUCAUAUCAAAAGCUACUCGUAAGGAUCUGAUGGAAGCAUUGAUCAUAUCGAAGCUGGACGUAAAUACAGCAGAAGCUGCACGGCUGAAAGCAGAGGAGGAGUUAAAACGCACGGAAGAAGACUUGGCUUACUUUAUACAGGCACGGCUGAAAGCAGAGGAGGAGUUAAAACGCACGGAAGAAGACUUGGCUUACUUUAAACGGAUUAGUAGAUCCAAAAUAUUGGCCAUGCUGGAAACUCUUAUCUUGCCCACGGGACGAAACGUUGCGGGGGAGUUAAAACUAUGGAAAGGAUAUUUGGAUACUUCGAAGAAAAAGGAGGAAUCUUUGUCGUAA